Messenger RNA from Telopea speciosissima, 2176 nucleotides. Its product is annotated as probable hexosyltransferase MUCI70. The record is from RefSeq and is a predicted model, not a curated record. The transcript is spliced from 10 exons. Lineage: Eukaryota; Viridiplantae; Streptophyta; Magnoliopsida; Proteales; Proteaceae. The coding region runs from base 146 to 1954 and encodes 602 amino acids.
GAAAAUUGGAUCUUUGAUUCGUAGAUGGUUUCAAGAGGUUGUUUUUCUGAUUUUGGCUGUGGAGGAGAAUUUGAGGAAUUGUGGAUGAGAGGGUUUUCAUUGGGACAAGGGAGAUGAACGGGAAAUCUGUGGGUCUGGAGGGACAAUGACUGGAACGUCAUUGGGUCUACGUACAGGAAGUUAUGGAUCACUGCAACCACAGGUACAAAACAGUGUUUUAUUGCCAUUUCAAACUACACCCAUUGUUUUACGCAAGCCCUCAAAGAUGUUUGUCCCUGGUUCAAGAGAGAAGGAAAGGUUUCUUCAACGGAUCUGCAAAUUUGCUGGCAGAAGGAGGGUUGGAAUGCUACUGCUGGUGGUCGUUUCGGUUUUGGUUUUCAUGUCAGUUUUAUCUGCUGUUAGUAAAGAAGAAGAUGCAUCAGAGGUUAUUUCUGGACGUCUUACUCAACAACAGGUGCAGAACAUUAGACCCAACGAAAGCAUUACUCAACAACAGGUGCAGAACAUUAGACCCAACGAAAGCAUGCCAUCAAGUAAUCCCGAUGUUUCCAUGAGUUAUGGAUCACAUGAAAACAAGACAGAUGAUAAUUCUCUUUUACAAAACAAUGUAUCGGUGGUAAGUGCUGUAAGUAAAGCCCAGCCACCUCUUCCUUCCAGUCAUCCAUGUGAAAAGUUCGCAAUUCCACCCCCACCAAAUGAUAGAAAGCGUACUGGACCACGCCCAUGUCCAGUUUGUUACCUUCCUGUUGAACAAGCUAUAGCCUUUAUGCCAAAAGAACCAUCAACAUCUCCUGUACUUAGGAAUUUAACUUAUGUGUAUGAGGAAACUUCAAUUAGAACGGAACUAUUUGGAGGAUCUGAAUUUGGUGGAUAUCCUUCUCUGAAGCAGAGAAAUGAUUCUUUUGAUAUAAAGGAGUCAAUGAAUGUGCAUUGUGGAUUUGUUAAAGGAAGGAAACCUGGACAUCAGACUGGGUUUGACAUAGAUGAUUUGGACCUUCUUGAGAUGGAGCAGUGCCGUGGUAUUGUUGUAGCAUCAGCCAUAUUUGGAAACUAUGAUAUCAUUCAGCAGCCAAAGAAUAUCAGUGAAGCUUCGAAGAACAAUGUUUGCUUUUAUAUGUUUAUUGAUGAAGCGACAGAAGCUUAUAUGAGAAAUUCUAGUGUCCUGGAUGGUGGAAAUAAGGUUGGAUUUUGGAGAGUUGUUGUUGUCCGUAACCUUCCUUAUCUUGAUGCAAGACGGAAUGGAAAGGUUCCAAAGCUUCUGUUACAUAGGAUUUUCUCUAAUGCCCGGUUUUCUAUAUGGAUUGAUGGAAAGCUUGAACUAGUUGUGGAUCCAUAUCAAAUUCUUGAGAGGUUCUUGUGGCGGAAUAAUGCCACUUUUGCAAUCUCCAGGCAUUAUAGACGCUUUGAUGUGUUUGACGAAGCUGAGGCUAAUAAAGCUGCUGGGAAAUAUGACAAUGCCUCCAUUAAUUAUCAGGUCGAGUUUUAUAAGCAGGAGGGUUUGACCCCUUAUACCGAGGCUAAGCUUCCAAUUACCAGUGAUGUCCCUGAAGGAUGUGUGAUUAUAAAGGAGCACAUUCCCAUUACCAACCUCUUUACCUGUCUGUGGUUCAAUGAAGUCGACCGUUUUACGUCAAGGGACCAGAUAAGCUUUUCCACUGUAAGGGACAAGAUAAUGUCAAAAGUGAACUGGAGUAUCAACAUGUUCUUGGAUUGUGAAAGACGCAAUUUUGUGGUUCAGGCAUACCAUCGAGAUUUGUUAGAGCAUAUGUCUCCUCCGCCUCCGGUCAGAAUAGUUGUUCAUCCUCCACCAGCAUUAUUACCGGAAAUUUCUACUGAUAAGUUUACAAGGUCUACACCAAAGAAGAUGCCCACAAAGCGUGGGAGAGAAAGAAGAUCCAGUUCAAGGCGUCACCGUAAAGUUGCAACUGGUAGUAGGGAGAACAAUUUCUUUUAGGUCCUUUUGAAUUUUGUCAAAAUAUAUAUUUUUUUUCCUUCCCUGUUUCAAAAUUAUUCACUGCAGGGUAGGAGGAUUUGUGCAUUGAGGGGAUAGCAGGUCUGGUUUGGAAGAGAGAACAGUCUGUUUUUUGUUCGGAAUUGUCAAUAUCUAUUCUUUUUCAUUGUAAAUAUUUUAAUCCCAAAUAAAUAUCAUUAUAUGAGUUUCUUGCCAUUACCGCAA